This is a messenger RNA of Zootermopsis nevadensis, 2084 nucleotides long. The record is from RefSeq and is a predicted model, not a curated record. NCBI's taxonomy places the organism in Eukaryota, Metazoa, Arthropoda, Insecta, Blattodea, Termopsidae.
AACACAUUUUUACAGUUCGUAGAUUCAGAAACAAAAACCCACCAACAGGAACACAUCAAGACAAGUGACACUGGUGACUAAGUGUGAAGUUAUUACGUUCUGAUAUUGAAGCUGAUACAGAAUUAGCAGCUGCAUUGAUCAUUGAUCACUGUGGUUGUGGUUUCAUAACCUCUCAAGGACGACAGUGGUUUUUGAGUUGACACGUGGUUGUCACACUAACAAAAUGGGGAAAAUUAAGUGGAUACUAGGAAGGAGUCGAACCCCUGCCCUGGUGUUUCCAAGAUGUGUGCACACGCGCCAAAGCGACGAAUUCUUCACCUCUUCAGAAGAUUCUCUGCUGGGGCGUCACAGAAACAGAGAUUCAUCUACAGCAACAGUCAGCACUGGGUCUACCAGCACCGUCAACACCCACAAAUACCACCAAUACAAGUGCAGAGAAAACAGAAUGUCAUCCAGUACGCAAAAGGAGCUCAAUCUCCUGAUUACAACACCACAAGUGCCGGAGUUCAGUCCGAACGAUGACAGUUUAAAAUACAAAGUCACUGUUCAAGAACCAUCGAUACAGGACAAUGAUGUCUGUGAUAUUAAACCUCAGCCCCAACUCAAGGACACCGAUUCAUCUAAGAGCAAAAUCGAACCAGAAGUUCAAAUCAAAUGGAUACCUCAAGUCUUGGCGGCUUUGUCUGUUUCCCUAGGAUCCAUGAUAGUUGGUUUCGCUUCUGCAUACACUUCACCAGCACUAGAGUCAAUGGAUGCAGCCAACAGCACAGUACAUCCCGAUAUGCAAGAGAAAUCGUGGAUUGGUAGUUUAAUGCCACUGUCCGCCCUACUUGGAGGGCUUGCUGGAGGACCUCUGAUCGAAACAAUUGGCAGGAAGACUACAAUCCUUGCGACAGCAUUGCCAUUCGUUAUCUCGUGGCUGUUGAUUGCCUUGGCUGUAAAUGUGCCUAUGCUGUACGCUGGUAGAGUGGUCGCUGGGUUCUGUGUAGGCAUGGCAUCGCUGUGCUUUCCAGUGUAUCUCGGAGAAACACUUCAACCAGAGGUUAGGGGGAUGUUGGGACUUCUACCAACAACGUUUGGUAACGUAGGAAUCUUACUGUGUUACUCUGCUGGAAAAUAUCUGGACUGGUCUAUGCUUGCAAUUUUGGGAGCCUGCAUUCCUGUACCAUUCCUAAUUUGCAUGCUGUUCAUCCCAGAGACACCGAGAUGGUACUUUUCAAAGGGUAAAGGAGAAGAAGCCAAGAAAUCUCUCCAGUGGUUACGUGGAAAAGACACUGAUAUCUCACAUGAACUAAGGGAAAUUGAAAAUUCUCAUACUGAAUCAAAGAAGAGCACUGGUUCAUCAUUUGAAUUAUUCAGCAAGAGCAACAUCAAGCCUCUGCUUAUCUCUCUUGGACUCAUGUUCUUCCAGCAAAUGAGUGGUAUUAAUGCUGUUGUCUUCUACACAGUAAUGAUUUUUGAGGCUGCUGGAAGCACGCUUGAUGGCAAUACGUCCACAAUUAUAGUUGGCGUUGUAAACUUUGGUUCAACGUUCUUGGCAACCAUGCUGAUUGAUCGUUUUGGACGCAAAGUGUUGCUCUACAUCUCUUCGGUAGCCAUGGUACUCUCACUGAUGGUUCUCGGCACAUUCUUCUACAUGAAGGACCACACCGAUACUGAUGUAGCUCCUUACGGCUUACUUCCACUAGUCAGCUCUGUUGUUUACGUUAUUGGCUUCUCAUUUGGUUUUGGUCCAAUUCCCUGGCUAAUGAUGGGAGAGAUCUUACCAGGUAAGUUCACUCAAACUUCAUUAGCGUAGCUUUAUUUUUAAAUCCAUUUAACACAUAUUCAGACCCAUGAUCAAUCACACAACCAGUGUAACUUCUCCUCUCUUAAAAUUUUACAACUGAAAAUUUCUAAUGCCAUAAACAAUAUAGUAUUUGUUUUUGAAGUUAAUUUUGUAGUUACCAGAAAAACUCAAACAUGCUUUGAAUUGACAACAGUUAUGCAACAAGUUAAAUAUCUCACUGAAAUACUGAUACUUCAAAGUGUGUUAAAGAAUAUAGUUAUAAUAACUUGAUAGGAUUAAAAAUUAUAUUAAAAUU